Salvia miltiorrhiza (redroot sage) is the source of this 721-nucleotide messenger RNA. Its product is annotated as 40S ribosomal protein S24-1-like. Gene Ontology annotation, molecular function: structural constituent of ribosome. The coding region runs from base 123 to 536 and encodes 137 amino acids. NCBI's taxonomy places the organism in Eukaryota, Viridiplantae, Streptophyta, Magnoliopsida, Lamiales, Lamiaceae. Gene Ontology annotation, biological process: translation. The transcript has 4 exons. Gene Ontology annotation, cellular component: ribosome. The record is from RefSeq and is a predicted model, not a curated record.
AGGUUAUAUAACGCCACUAUUAAACGACUUUGCGAUUUGAACACUCCUAUCCGCCUCAAUUUGCAGUCGUUUACCAGUUAAUCGAGAGAUUCGAACCUCUUUUUGCAAUAUUCUGCAGUAAAAUGGCGGACAAGGCGGUCACAAUCAGAACAAGAAAGUUCAUGACAAAUCGCCUCCUCUCGAGGAAGCAAUUCAUCAUCGAUGUGUUGCAUCCAGGAAGACCUAAUGUUUCCAAGGCUGAACUGAAGGAGAAGUUGUCCAAGAUGUAUGAGGUCAAAGAUCCGAAUGCCAUCUUCGUUUUCAAGUUCAGGACUCACUUUGGUGGUGGCAAAUCCACAGGAUUUGGUUUGAUUUAUGAUUCUGUAGAAAACGCUAAGAAAUACGAGCCAAAAUACAGGCUAAUCAGGAAUGGCCUGGACACCAAGAUUGAGAAGUCGAGGAAGCAGAUGAAAGAACGCAAGAACAGAGCCAAGAAGAUCCGUGGUGUCAAGAAGACGAAGGCUGGAGAUGCUGCAAAGGCUGGAAAGAAGAAAUAAGUUCAAUAGGAUUUUACUUAUUUUAGUUUUUUGCGAUCUUGAAUAUUAUCAUAAGAGCGUUUGUUUUUGUGAUGUUUUAGUUAAGGACCCCUUUUCUUGAUUGAAGUGGCACAAAUUUUGUGGUGGAUUACUGUUCAUGUCUUAAAGUUAUUAGUCUAUCUGAGAUUAUUGUUUCUACCUUUCAA